AUGCAUGCAUCAACUCCGUUUCCGACAUGGCAUCGACCGUAUCUCGCAUUAUUUGAGCAAGUUUUAUGGUCGCAUGCUCAGGCUAUUGCAGAGGCAUAUCCAGAGAAUCAACGAGAGCGCUAUCGCGCCGCGGCGUUGACAUUGCGUAUUCCAUAUUGGGAUUGGGCAAUCCAUCCAGCAAUGCCUGAUGCAACAACACAACCAUAUAUCCAAGUAAAUACUCCAUUCGGAGUUCAGGAUAUCCAAAAUCCCCUAUAUCAGUAUAUUUUUCAAGCGAACGCUACAGGAAAUGGUUUCCCUCCGAGCAAUCCCUUGGCAAACAUGCCGACGACUGUUCGUUGGUGGAAAGCGACUACACAGUCAAGCGACCAGGGGGCGGCAACAGCAGCAUUGGAGGCGAAUGCUGCAACAAUACUAUCUCUGACGUAUCAGCUAUUUACAAUGACAACAAACUACACGGAGUUUUCCUGCAGUUCGCCGGGAGGUCGAUUCGUCACGGCGAAUAAUGUCGAGAGCAUUCACAACAGUAUCCAUAACAGUAUUGGAGGCUACGGUCACAUGCAAUUUCCCGAGGUCUCAGGCUUUGAUCCCACUUUCUGGCUUCAUCAUGCCAAUGUCGAUCGCCUAUUUGCCAUGUGGCAAGCAGUGUACCCUGAAAGCUACAUGAUUCCCACUGUGAAUACAUAUGGUUCGUACUACGAGCUUCCGGGCACUGUUGACUCGGGAACAUCAGCGCUGGCACCUUUUCAUUCCAACCAGGAUGGCAAUCGUUUAUGGACAUCGGAUGAAGUUCGCGAAUUGAAAACAUUCGGUUACAGCUACCCAGAAGUGCCGGACUGGAGCAUGACUCCAGAACAACUCAAGCGGAAUGUGCAAACCUAUGUGAACUCGUUGUAUAAUCCGAAUUUGAACACGACGAGGGUUUGGGCAGCGAGAGACUUGCAGAAGAAAAGCGUCAAUCUGGCUCAAUCAUUCGGCACCGUGACGCUUGAUAUGGCCCAGGGCCUAAGAGUGAACAGCCUCAAAGAACAAUAUUCCAUUACAGUUGUGGUCGACCGAUUUCCGACCGAGUCGAGCUUUGUCAUCGACUUUUUCAUGGGAAGUGCUCCCGAGGACAUUUCCUCCUGGGCAACGGCACCGAACUUGGUGGCAACAUAUGCUCAAUUUGGACCAGCCAAUGUGACAGCACUGCAUCCCGAUGGAUACCCUUCCGGUCAGAUAUCAGGGGAGAUAUCAAUAACACAUACGCUGGCAGCAGGUGUUGCCAGAGGCAUUAUUCCCAAUCUAAUGCCUAAGCAUGUGAUACCGAUCCUGCAUGAUGGGCUCAACUGGAGAGCUCGCAGUCCGUGGGGUACUGAAGUUCCAUUGGAAGAGCUGUCUGGGCUUUCGAUAUCGGUAUCAAGCCGAACAGAGGUGUCGAGUGACGCAAGGGAUGGAUUUCCAUCGUAUGGACCAGUGGUGUGGCAAGGAUCAGUGGUCCGUGGCAAACCGUGUGGCGCAGUGAGACCAUAUGGAUUCAACCACUAG
Molecule: messenger RNA, 1527 nt
Organism: Exophiala bonariae
Lineage: Eukaryota; Fungi; Ascomycota; Eurotiomycetes; Chaetothyriales; Herpotrichiellaceae
Exons: 5
Coding region: 1-1527 (508 amino acids)
Molecular function (GO): oxidoreductase activity
Source: RefSeq, a predicted model, not a curated record